AUGUCGAAUUUAAGUAUUAUGAGCGUGAGAGAGUUGAUAGACAUGGCUUUCGGAGAGUCUGAUGGUAAUGUUAUCAAUUUUAAAAUAAUACAGACUGUUUUAUACCUCCUUGCACGGCAAUUGAGGGUAUUGGGGCGAAAUGUAGAAGUCGACCUGGAUCCGGCUUUAGGUGUAACAUCCCGCACAACAAUAAAUGUUACUGAAAUAAAAAUGCAAGCUGCUGUACCAAAAAAGAAGAAAAAAGGAAAACUAGCAGUUACAGCCCAAACUGGUAUUAAAAAUGAGACCGAACAACUUCUAAAAGAACAGCGUGGUCAGGACGAACGUACGACUGAUAAGACUCUUCCUUUAAAAACUACUGCACGCUCAAAUAUUGGGAAUAAACAACUCGCAAAAAAAAAUCUAAUACCUGGUACUAGUGAUACCAGCUACGAAACUGAUAAAAAGAGAGCCAACUCGCGUGAAGAAGCCGAAAAGUCUCCGACCCCAAUGGCUUCUCUAGAAUCAAUAGGUUCCGCUGAUUUCCCGGACAAUAUUCAGCUUAUGGCAGAGCUUCGAAAGGGCGCCUCGCUGACAGAUUCCAUGGCUGCAUUGCAAAUGUCUGCUCGCCUUGAUGCAGCAGAAAAAAUGCUAAAACAGAUGCUGUCAUUAGUUACUGACCUUGCUCGUAGGACUCCAGGUGUCGACUUAUCCCCAAAGAAGGAGGAUCAAAGUGAAAAUAAGACCCCUGAAACAGAUAAAAAAGCACAAAUGGUCACAAAAAAAACUCAGAAAAGUUCUGCAAAACAAAGAACCACAACUCCAAAGGCAAUUUCUGAAGAAACAUCGAGUCGCGCUCUACAAGAAUUACAAACUGACAUCCUUAAUGAAGUUACGACUAUAACUAGCGCUAAUACUGAAAGUGCGAACAAUGCUUUGAAAAUUACAAAAAGAUUAGAGAGAAAAUUGGAGGGCACGUCUCACCUUGAGUCACGCAUGAAAGAUUUAGAAAUUCUGGUCUCAGAUUACGCAGAUCAGAUUAAUAUCUUAGACACUGGAUUAUCUGCCCAGACCUACGUAGUAGAGGAACUGGAGCAGCCUUGCACGCCCUGUAAUGUCGGUAAUACAACAACCGCACAACCAUUAGAAGCCGACCAAGCCCCGGAGAGUACAGAAAUAAUAGCAAUGGAAAUGACUGAUUUCAUCCCAAAAGCUGAUGCUAACUACUGUAAAUGUGAAGAUAAAGAUGACAGCGUUCCUGCAACCCCAAUACUACCUAUGGAUGAUGAC
Messenger RNA from Iphiclides podalirius (scarce swallowtail), 1269 nucleotides. NCBI's taxonomy places the organism in Eukaryota, Metazoa, Arthropoda, Insecta, Lepidoptera, Papilionidae. The record is from the annotation of a GenBank genome assembly.